AUGGCAGGUCUCACAUUGUGGAUCGCGAGCAAAGCCGCCGCCUUCCUCUUCUUGAUCGAGCGCGCCUAUAUCAUCUCAUGGCCCAUCACUCCAAGACACAAGACUCCAGACUACGUCCUGAGCUACAUUGUGAUCUUUUCAGCGUACUUUACUGUCACGGUGCUGUCGAUUAAAUUCCGCGUAGCAUUCGUGCUAGAGCCUGCGGACAUCUGUAUCAUCGGCAUACAGAUGUAUGCACUCAUACCGCUUUUGCUGGUGGAGGUACUCUCCUACCUCUACUUGACAAUUCGAUUCUUGAUACCGCUUGUGAUGGUACAUUUUGGAGGUCAAGGCCUGCUCGUACCAUUACGAAAAGUGGUAAUACGAACAUGCAUCGGAACAGUGAUUGCAAUGUUGUCAACCGCUGCCGUCAAAAUCUCCUUGACAUUAUUCAAUGGAGAGCCUGCUUGGCUCUGUUGCAUGACUUGCAAGAUAGAUGCACUCAUCGCAUGCACUACUCUUCACUGGAUCACCAAACCCGAAGCUACAGAAGGGGGCGAAAACGGCACCCCGCAGACUUUGGGCGUCGGCUUUGAUGAAAACGACAAAGAAAGCGGCGUGGUUGUGGAAACUUCCCAAGUCUCGGACAACCAAAGAGCGGCUUCCAACUCUACGACUUUGGUGUGAGAGAGAGAGACUGAAUGACUGACUGACUGACUGCAAGAUGUCACAACGGAUCUAUGCGGAUUUAUAUAUCCGUAUCAUGGCGCAAAUUUUGCACAAGAAAGAAAAAGAAUUGAAAAGU
Sphaerulina musiva SO2202 is the source of this 784-nucleotide messenger RNA. RefSeq lists its product as uncharacterized. The transcript is spliced from 4 exons. The coding region runs from base 1 to 666 and encodes 221 amino acids. The record is from RefSeq and is a predicted model, not a curated record. NCBI's taxonomy places the organism in Eukaryota, Fungi, Ascomycota, Dothideomycetes, Mycosphaerellales, Mycosphaerellaceae.